UGUUCCAAGCUGAGGAGAAUAGAGAAUUAAAGAAAAUUUACUGUAUAUAUGUAAGAGAAUUUACUAUUUAAAUUGCUGAUCAUGCAUUGCUCGUGACGCUUUUGUAGCGAAGUUCAAGCGAUUGCGCACAAUCAGAACGGGUUAAGGAGUUAACGGGUUGGUGUCACUGGAAUGGAAAAACUUAACCUAGUCAUUCUAUAAUAUGUAAUAUAUGAAAAUUACAAUUGUCUAAUUCACUGUUACAUGUACAAUAAAUUCUUAUGUGCAGUUAUGUAACAUACAAGGUUAUGAUGGGAAACUUCCAAACGUUUGUCACUCGACCAAUUCGUGCGUUCAAUAUCGAAAAUCGAACAAGAAGAUUACUUGCGAAGGAAAAACUAACUCCGGCGCCUCAACAUGCUUCAGUGGGUAAACAAAAGGAAUUGGUAGAUAAAAUGUGUCCAAACUUCAUGGAAGAGCAUUACAAAAAGAAUACGCAACUAGAUGAUCGCUUGAAGAAUAUUUAUGUGAAGUCCACCGAUCCUAUGGAAACAGAGGAAGCAAUAAAGUCAAUAAGACCAUUGCCACAAGAACGUGGUAUACAGGAAUAUGACUUCAGUUAUUAUGAUUCGGACAAUGUUCCUGAAGGUAAAUGUUCUUUGAAUCAGGUUCUGACAUUUUUGAAAAACCACUCCGACAACCCUGACGUAUACACUGCAGACAAAAUAGCUGCUGAAUAUAAACUAGAUAAAGAUGUUGUAGAAAGUAUACUAAUACAUUUUCAAGUCCCUCAUCUUAGAGUUAAGACUCUACAAAUAGAUAGUAAUCCUAUAGUUGAACUUAUAGAAAAAGAAUAGUUUCUAAAAUAGUUUAUGUAUUCUUUCUUGCAAACGUUGUACAGACAUUUAGAUGUAGUAAUUAUUUGGAAUUAAUUUGUAAUUCCGAAUUAUUAACCAAUUUAUGAUUCUGAAUAAUUAUCCUAAAUAUCUAUACAUAAAUAAAAGGAUGAUUUAAUAUAUUUUGAAAAUUCAUUCAUUUAAAUUCAUAUUUUCAUAUGAAAGAAAGAAGUCCUGCAAUUUUGGCUCAAGUGUUGAAAUGUAAUCUGUACAAGCUAAGUCAGCUGGCUUUUAUUCAAUAUAGUACAUUUGAUGAACUUAUAGAAAUUAAUAUGAUCCAAUGUUUUACUGGUCAGGGAGGAGGUAAUAUACAAGUAUGCCUACUCUAUAUUUUUAUGUUGUACAAUAAAUUACAUACAUGUAUUUACAAAAAUGUAUAAUCGAUCAAGCGAU
Messenger RNA from Megalopta genalis, 1268 nucleotides. RefSeq names its product NADH dehydrogenase [ubiquinone] 1 alpha subcomplex assembly factor 4. Gene Ontology annotation, biological process: mitochondrial respiratory chain complex I assembly. The record is from RefSeq and is a predicted model, not a curated record. Lineage: Eukaryota; Metazoa; Arthropoda; Insecta; Hymenoptera; Halictidae. Gene Ontology annotation, cellular component: mitochondrion.